AUGGAGUUCACGUCGUCGCCCAAGCCGCAGCUCUCCUCCCGGGCCAACGCCUUCUCCAUCGCCUCGCUCAUGGCCAGCGGCGGCUCCAAGGACAAGGAGGCCGCCGAGAGCACCAUCAAGCCGCUGGAGCAAUUUGUUGAGAAGUCCUCCUGUGCCCAGCCCCUCGGGGAGCUGACCAGCCUGGACACUCACGGGGAAUUUGGUGGCAGCGGCAGCAGUGGCGGCAGCCCCCCCUCCUCUGCGCUGUGCACCGAGCCGCUGAUCCCAACCACCCCCAUCAUCCCCAGCGAAGAAAUGGCCAAAAUCGCCUGCAGCCUGGAGACUAAGGAGCUCUGGGACAAAUUUCACGAGCUGGGCACUGAGAUGAUCAUCACCAAGUCGGGCAGGAGGAUGUUCCCCACCAUCCGGGUGUCCUUUUCGGGAGUAGAUCCUGAGGCCAAGUACAUCGUCUUGAUGGACAUCGUGCCUGUGGACAACAAGAGGUACCGCUACGCCUAUCACCGCUCUUCCUGGCUGGUGGCCGGCAAGGCGGACCCUCCGCUUCCUGCCAGGCUGUAUGUACAUCCAGAUUCUCCUUUCACUGGUGAGCAGCUACUGAAACAGAUGGUGUCUUUUGAAAAGGUGAAACUCACUAACAAUGAACUGGAUCAACACGGCCAUAUCAUUUUGAACUCAAUGCAUAAGUACCAGCCCCGUGUGCACAUCAUUAAGAAGAAAGACCACACGGCCUCAUUGCUCAAUUUGAAGUCUGAAGAGUUCAGAACGUUCAUCUUCCCAGAAACAGUCUUCACCGCUGUGACUGCCUACCAGAAUCAACUGAUCACCAAGCUGAAAAUAGAUAGCAACCCUUUUGCCAAGGGAUUCCGGGACUCUUCCAGGCUCACUGACAUUGAGAGGGAGAGUGUGGAAAGCCUGAUUCAGAAGCAUUCCUAUGCCCGCUCACCCAUCCGUACCUAUGGAGGAGAAGAAGAUGUGCUGGGAGAUGAGAGCCAGGUGGCACAAAAUCGAGGGUCAGCCUUCACCACGUCUGAUAACCUGUCUCUAAGCUCCUGGGUAUCAUCAUCAUCUAGUUUCCCUGGAUUUCAGCACCCACAGUCCCUGACUGCUCUCGGCACCAGCACAGCAUCCAUAGCAACACCCAUUCCGCACCCCAUCCAGGGUUCUCUGCCACCAUACAGCCGCCUUGGGAUGCCUUUGACCCCCUCAGCCAUUGCCAGCUCCAUGCAGGGGAGUGGCCCCACAUUCCCCUCCUUCCACAUGCCCAGAUACCACCACUACUUCCAGCAGGGCCCCUAUGCUGCUAUCCAGGGACUGCGCCAUUCCUCUGCUGUGAUGACACCAUUCGUAUGA
This is a messenger RNA of Sorex araneus (European shrew), 1350 nucleotides long. RefSeq names its product T-box transcription factor 20 (gene TBX20). The record is from RefSeq and is a predicted model, not a curated record. Lineage: Eukaryota; Metazoa; Chordata; Mammalia; Eulipotyphla; Soricidae. Gene Ontology annotation, cellular component: nucleus. The coding region runs from base 1 to 1350 and encodes 449 amino acids. Gene Ontology annotation, biological process: positive regulation of DNA-templated transcription; cell fate specification; vasculogenesis. The transcript is spliced from 8 exons. Gene Ontology annotation, molecular function: DNA-binding transcription factor activity, RNA polymerase II-specific; RNA polymerase II cis-regulatory region sequence-specific DNA binding.